This is a messenger RNA of Zea mays, 1402 nucleotides long. RefSeq names its product Tetratricopeptide repeat (TPR)-like superfamily protein. The record is from RefSeq and is marked predicted. NCBI's taxonomy places the organism in Eukaryota, Viridiplantae, Streptophyta, Magnoliopsida, Poales, Poaceae. The transcript is spliced from 4 exons. The coding region runs from base 22 to 1137 and encodes 371 amino acids. Gene Ontology annotation, molecular function: protein binding.
AUUCGGUCACUCGGACCGGACAUGGCGAUGAGUUUCUUCUCGCCCACUACCACCCCUUCAUCCUCCGCAUCCCUCCUCCCCAUCCGCCGCCAGUGUGCCACCGGCCCCUCCGUGUCCUUCCCCCUCAAGCCCCACCGCUUCCGAGUUCAUCUCAAACCUCCGCGCUCCUCCCGAACCCGAAUCCACACCCUCUCCACCUCCUCCUUGAAGAUCCCCACCGAGAGCAUUCUCUCUUCCGUGGUCUCCACCUCGACGACCCUCCUUUUUGUGCUCGUCGCAGGCCUCCUCUCCCUCUCCGGCGUCCGCUCACUCCCCGCCCUCGCCUGCGCUCCGGCGCCGACCCAGCAACCGCAAGAAACCGAAGAACAAGAAUCCAAAGAGAAGAAGCAGCAAGAAGAGGCUGGUGAGAGGAAAGAGGACGUGUUGCCGCAGCUGGAUGAAGAGGACGCGGAGGAUGACGAGGUGCGGAUGUAUUCAGCGAUUCUGAGCCGCAACUCUGGCGACGUGGACGCGCUCAAGUGCGCUCUAUACGCUAAGAUGAGGCGCGCGGAUUGGGGCGGGGCGCUGCGGUUCGCGCGACUGCUGCGCGACGCCGAGCCCAGCGAGUUGGAGUGGCGCCUGAUGGUGGCGCAGCUGCACGAGCUCAAGGGGGACCUCGCCGAGGCUGAGCGUCACUUCAGGGAGCUCCUGGCAGAGGAGCCCCUCCUCGUUCGGGCUCUCCAUGGACUUGCACUGUGUAUGCAGAAGAAACCUGAGGGCCCUGCUGUUUUUGAAAUGCUUGAGAAUGCUUUGCAGCUUGCAACUUCAGAGAGAAGGGUCCCGGAGGAGCGCAACAUAAAGCUUUUGAUCGCACAAAUGCAUGUUGUCAUGGGUCAGUUAGAUGUUGCGUCUGAGAAACUACAAAAUCUUAUAAAUGAGGAUCCUCGGGAUUUUCGGUCUCAUCUUUGCCAGGGCAUUGUGUAUGCACUUUUAGACAGAAAAGAAGACGCAGAUAUGCAAUUUGAUGUAUACAGAAGCCUUGUGCCGGAUGAAUUCCCAGAUAAGAGUUUUAUCAGUGAUGUUAUACUGGCGGCUAGGACGGAGUCACAUGAUCGGCUACAAAAGGAAUUUGACUCUGAGUUUCAAGCGAAGAAAUGAUACAUUAAGUUUUGUAUAGAUGAGGCCCAAAUACUCCUGGUAGGCUAAAUGGUUGCAUGGUACCAAUCUUACAAAUAAAACAUAACACAGUAAAAGCAUAGUGAAAAGAGGCGUCUCUUAUCAGGCUAUCACCAAUUUUCCUCAUUUCCUCUCCCUGUUAGUCUCUGCAGACAUUUCUCAGUGAAAUAUAAUAUAGCGAAGACAAAAUUCUGCUUGAAGUUAAAAGCUGUAGUAUCCAACCAGAUGGAUUGAUUUGUUGAUGUUC